AUGCAGCCUGUAGAGGCAAAACGUCAAGGACCAUAUGACAUCAGAUGGACUAGAUAUAAUAUAUGUCCAGGAUCCAAACCAAAAAAUUCGACUAACAUAACAUUCGCGUUGGAAAAGGAAAAUGAUGAUUAUUUUGCCAAACUAACAAUUGACGUCUUGGUUAAAACUUCAAUAGAUGAGGUAAAAGUGUGGGUUUACAAAAUGAAAAAUGAAAGCAAAAGUUUGCUGUGGCUGUACAAGUCAAGCGAUGCUUGCAAACACUUUAUUUUCGGUGAGAUAAUUAAACAGCAAUUAAAUGCCAGAAGUUGUGUUAUCGAAAAGGGUACAAGUAAUAUAACACUAAAUUUCUCGGAGAUAACGAAAAAAAUGAUUGGUUCGUCAUUUUUUUACGGAAAUUAUUCUAUGAAGUCCAUUGCCACGUCGAAAAAAGCGAAUUUCCUAUGUUUUAUUUUUUAUGCUGAAUUUUAUAAGAAAAAUGUGUAA
This is a messenger RNA of Pieris macdunnoughi, 483 nucleotides long. The record is from the annotation of a GenBank genome assembly. NCBI's taxonomy places the organism in Eukaryota, Metazoa, Arthropoda, Insecta, Lepidoptera, Pieridae.